Molecule: messenger RNA, 3204 nt
Organism: Oenanthe melanoleuca
Lineage: Eukaryota; Metazoa; Chordata; Aves; Passeriformes; Muscicapidae
Gene: RASAL3
Product: RAS protein activator like 3
Exons: 19
Coding region: 1-3168 (1055 amino acids)
Biological process (GO): regulation of GTPase activity
Source: RefSeq, a predicted model, not a curated record
AUGAAGGAGGAGGAGGAGGGAGAGAUGGACCCCGACCCCCCCCCGCCCGCCCCGGCGCCCCCCGCCCUAUUAAAAACCUACAAGUGGCGGACCCCGCUGCAGGGGGGGGACCCCGAAAAAAGCGGGGGGUCCCCGGGGAGCCGGCGCUGGGCGAGGCUGCAGGGCUGGAAACGCUCCUACAGCCACCCCGACACGGAGGGCGACACCAAUCGCGACAGAGGCGGCGACAGGAGUGUCGCCAAGGCCGGCGCGCGGCGGUCGCUGUUCCGAAGGGCUUUUUCCGCCCCCUCCAAGUGGCCCAAGGGGGUCGGGGACGCGCGGGGACACGCGGGGACAAGAGGGGACACGCGGGGACACGAGGGGACAAAAGCACCGCCAGCCCUGCAGCGCUACCUGGGCAGGAGGAGGGGGCGCGGCGACGGGCAGGAGAGGGAGGGGACAGUGCCGCCCUCGGGGACGUCCCCGGUGCCACCGGUGCCACCCGAUGCCACCGUGUGGGACGUGUCCCAGUUCUCGCUGCUGGACGGACACCUGGUGCCACUGGGCAGGGACGAGGAGGCCCCCUGGCGCAGCAGGACCCGCGCUGGCAGUGCCACCUCCGAUGCCACCGCCCUGUGCCACCGCCCCGAAACUGAUCCCCCCCCGAGCAACGUCAAGGGGUUGCUGUGGAAGAGGCUCCUCCGGGACAGGAAAAGUCGAGGUGGCACCAAAAGUGACACGGCGGUGGCAGCGCCCGAGGGUGACAGGGUCCCCAGCCGCAGCGGCUCCCGCGAGUCCCUGGUGCCACCCCCCUGGCUGGACCUCACUGGGGACAACGUCAUCGUCCGGCCGGUGCACGGCAGCGUGGUGGGGGAGAGGUUCUGCUUCCAGGUGAUCUCUCCCCAGGGCAGUCUCUCCUUCGGCUGCUCCUCCCUGGCCGAGCGCGACCGUUGGAUCGAGGAGCUGCGGCGGGCGGCGGAGCCGGGCAAGGACAACCGCGAGCGCCUCGAGCUGUCUCUGACCCUUUGGGUGUACGAGGGCCGCCACCUCCCCGCCGGCCGCCGCCUGCGCUGCCACCUCCAUCUGGACGGCGCCCUGCUGGCCCGCACCACGGCCAAAGCGGCCGGAGCCGACGGCCAGCUCUUCUGGGGCGAGCUCUUCCAGCUGCCCGCGCUGCCGCCGGCGCGCGCCCUCACCGUCGCCCUGUGCCGCGACCACCAGCCCGGGCAGCCGGUGGCCGCCGUCACCAUCCCGCUGGCCGAGCUGGCGGCGGCGCGGCAGCAGCCGCUGGAGCGUUGGUACGCGCUGAGCGGCGCCGGCGGCGAGCGGGCACCGGCGUUGCGGCUGCGCGGGCGUUACCGCGAGGUGCGGGUGCUGCCCAUCGUGCGCUACAAGGAGCUGGCCGAGUUCAUCACCUUCCACUACCGGGAGCUGUGCGGCCGCCUGGAGCCGGCCAUCGCCGCGCGGCACAAGGAGGAGCUGGCCGGAGCUUUGGUGCGCGUCCUGCAGAGCACCGGCAAGGCCAAGUCGUUCCUGAUCGACCUGGGCGUGGCUGAGCUCGAUCGCUUCGAUGACCACGAGGCGCUGAUCUUCCGCGAGAACACCUUGGCCACCAAGGCCAUCGACGAGUACAUGAAGCUGGUGGGGGCCAAGUACCUGCAGGACACGCUGGGGGAGCUGGUGGCCCGGCUCUGCAGCUCCCAGCAGAGCUCCGAGGUGGAUCCCAGCCGCUGUUCGGACCUGGAGCUGCCCGAGCACCGGCAGCAGCUGCGCCAGGUGUGCGAGGAGACGCUGCGGCGCAUCACCGACGGCUCCGAGUGGUUCCCGGCGGAGCUGGGCGCGGUGUUCGCGGCGUGGCGCGGCGCCUGCGCGGCGCGGGGCAAGGCGCCCAUCGGGCAGCGCCUGGUGUCGGCCUCGCUCUUCCUGCGCUUCCUGUGCCCGGCCAUCAUGUCCCCGAGCCUCUUCGGGCUGGUGCCGGAGUAUCCCGGCGAGGCCGCGGCCCGCACGCUCACGUUGGUGGCCAAGGUCAUCCAGAACCUGGCCAACUUCACCACGUUCGGCGAGAAGGAGCCCUACAUGACCUUCAUGAACGACUUCCUGGAGCACAACUGGGCCACCAUGGCCGAGUUCCUGGUGGCCGUGGCCACGCCCGAGGCCGGCGCCCACUCGGCCACCGACGCCGGCGGCGUGGACCUGGCGCUGGAGCUCGCCACGCUGCACCUGCUGCUCUGCGACAUCUUCUCCAGCCUGGACCAGGAGACGCAGGAGGAGCUGGAGCCGCUGCCCACCAUCCUCAGGGCCAUCAGGGAGGGGACGCCGGUGCCGGUGUCCGUGCGGCUCGGCGCGGCCACAGGGAGGAGCCCCUCAGCCCCCCCCAAGCCCGGCUUUGUCCCCCCACGAGAUCUGGGCAAGCACAGCCCCCUCAUCAAGAGCCAGUCCCUGACCAGCGUCCGGCGCCUCCGCGGCGGCCACGACGAGGUGACGGUGACAGCGACGGCGACAGACCCGGAACCGUCCCCAGAACCGACCCCGGCACCGGCGCCGGCACCGACCCGGCAGCGCCGGCACGUCCAGCGCACCCAGAGCGUCCCGGCGCUGCCCAAGGCGCCGCGGCCUCCGGCCACACCGGACAGCGCCGGCCACGCGGCCCCGGGCGCGGCCGAGGGUGACACCGCGUCACCCGCGCCCGGAGGUGGCCCGCCCCGCGGCAAGCUGCGCUCCUCGGCGUCGCUGCCCCGCAAGUCCACGGUGCCGUGGCAGCGCCUGGCCGAGGACUCGGUGGCCCCGGGCGAGCUCUACGCGCUGCGGCCGCUCGAGAAGCACGGGCGGCUGCUGGAGGCGCUGCGGGAGGAGCUGGCGGAGCUGCGGGAGCGCCUGGAGCGGGCGGAGGCGCGGGCGGCGCGGGCCGAGGAGCAGCAGCGGGAGCGGCUGGAGCGGCUGCGGGGGCAGCUGGACGAGGGCAGCGCGCGAGCCGCCAACCUGGCGGCCAGGCUGACGGCGGCCGAAGGGACCCGGAGGAAAGAUCUGGAGAGACUGAAAACCAGUGAGGAGAGGGGAAAGGAACUGGAGCGCCGUGUCUCGGGGCUGGAGCGGGAGCUGCGCAGGGCCUGGGGACGUCCCCGCGCUGUCCCCGUGUCCCCCGGGGGCGGCGACGAGCCCGGCGACGACGGCCAGGCCACCAGCGUGUGACACCAAUGUCACCAGUGUCACCAGUGACACCAACUG